GCAGGUUCAGUGCCGCGGGCGAUGCUCGGAGGCAGUGACCUUCGCAGAGCAGGCUGCGCGGGGACCUUUUUUUUAAGACUUCCUUGUUUAUUGCCUUUUGUGUAUAAAUAGAACAUAUGGUUCCUGUUUAAGGAAGCCAUUUAAAAGGCUGAGCGGGGUUUAAUGUUACCGCCCGGGUGCAGGCAGGCGCGGUGCCCUGGCUGCUGCGCGGAGGUGCGUGCACCGCCGGGCUCGCUGCAGCCCCAGCGCCCGCUCUAGCCCUCAGCCCGGGGCGAGCGGCUCUCGCUGCUGCCGACCCCUGCGAGAUAAAGGGACUGCGGGCCGGCUGCCCCGAGCAGGGGCUGCUGCUGAAACCCGGGCAGGAGAUCCCUCGGUCCGCGGGUUUAGGGGUCGCUGCCUCUUGGUGCCGCGGGGGAGCCUUGCUUUGCUCAGCCCCCCGUGCCCCGUGCAGUGUAAACAACCCGCAGCAGCUACGGGCGGGCUCGCUGCGCAUGGCCCCGGCCCGCACGCCCCACCUAAGUGCGACGCUGGCCGCCGCGCGAGGCCGAUCCUCCCUGGAGCAGCGCUGCCAAGUGCGAUGGGAGGGAAUGCACCGCCCGCCGCCGCCUGCUCCCACGGGAACGAGCCUCCGGCACGAGGAGCUGGAGCCGUGCCGCGCGGAAGGUGCUGGCGCGGGCAGGACCACAGCGUGAUUCCCAGGGCUCGGCCAGGAGCCCCUGGGGAGGGGGAGUCCCAGCAGAGCUUGGGGCUGCAGCGGGUGGGAGGCUCGGUGGUGGCUGGUGGCCCCGCGGGACCCCCAGCACCGCGUCCCCCGCAGGCGCUGGGUGAGGCGGACCAGGUGCGGAUGACCUCCGAGGGCUCCGACUGCCGCUGCAAGUGCAUCCUGCGGCCGCUCAGCAAGGACGCCUGCAGCCGCGUCAGGGCCGGCAGCGCGCGGGUGGAGGACUUCUACACGGUGGAGACGGUGAGCUCGGGGGCCGACUGCAAGUGCUCCUGCACCGCGCCGCCCUCCUCGCUCAACCCCUGCGAGAACGAGUGGAAGAUGGAGAAGCUGAAGAAGCAGGCGCCCGAGCUCUUCAAGCUGCAGUCCAUGGUGGACCUGCUGGAGGGGACGCUGUACAGCAUGGACCUGAUGAAGGUGCACUCCUACAUCAGCAAGGUGGUCGCCCAGAUGAACACCCUGGAGGAGACCAUCAAGACCAACCUGAGCAGGGAGAACGACUUCAUGAAGGAGAGCGUGCUGCACCUCACCGACCAGAUGAGACGCUACGAGAACUACUCCGACAUCAUGAUCAGCAUCAAGAAGGAGAUCUCCAACCUGGGCUACCAGCUGCUGCAGAAGGACGCUGCGGCGGUCCCUGACAGCAAGGCUCAGGACACGGCGGGCGGCCGCGGGAAGGAGGCCGCGCAGUUCCCCAGUCCCCGCAAGGCGCUGGCGGACAGGGCGGCUGCACGAGCGCCCAAGGAGAAGCCGCUCAAGCCCGAGAAGCCCAAGAAGGAAAACGCGAAGCGAGGCGGGUCGCAGCCCACGGCCAAGCCCAAGCCGCCCGCACACCAGCAGACCGUGGUCCGGGGCAUCACCUACUACAAGGCCGGGCAGGCGGAGGAGGCACAGGGGGCGGCCGGCAGCCGCGAGAGCACCGCCAGGGGGGCGGCUGUGCCUGAGCGGCAGGAGGAGAGGGGCCCCACGCCCCCCCCAGCUGAGAGCACCCCGUCCCAUCCCGGUGCACGGGCAGACACCACCGUGCCCAGCACCACGGCUGCACCCAGCACCGCCCUGGCCCCCCGCACCGCCGCCCGCAGCCCCCCCGGGGACGGGGCUGACAGCACCAGUGGCCCCGAAGCGCCCAACAGAGUGAAGGAGGUGGAGUGUGAAGGCACCAUCAGGUCGGUGGAGCCCCCCACGGAGCACCACAGCUAUGGGCGCAACGAGGGGGCCUGGAUGAAGGACCCAGUGGCCAAGGAUGACCGCAUCUACGUCACCAACUACUACUACGGCAACAGCCUGGUGGAGUUCAGGAGCCUGGACAACUUCAAGCAGGGACGCUGGAGCAACCUCUACAAGCUGCCCUACAACUGGAUCGGCACAGGGCACGUGGUGUACCGGGGCGCCUUCUACUACAACCGUGCCUUCACCAAGAACAUCAUCAAGUACGACCUGAAGGAGCGUUACGUGGCCGGCUGGGCGCUGCUUCACGACGUGGUGUACGAGGACACGACGCCCUGGAAGUGGAGGGGGCACUCGGACAUCGACUUCGCAGUGGAUGAGAGCGGGCUCUGGGUCAUCUACCCCUCCGUGGACUACGACUACUCGCAGCAGGAGGUGAUCGUCCUGAGCCGCCUCGACCCUGGGGACCUGUCGGUGCGCAGGGAGACCACCUGGAAAACGGGGCUGAAGCGCAAUGCCUACGGGAACUGCUUCAUCAUCUGCGGCAUCCUGUACGCCGUGGACACCUACAACCAGAAGGAAGGGCAGAUCUCCUACGCCUUCGACACCCACACGAACACAGAGGCGGACCUCCGGCUGCCUUUCCUCAACGAGUAUGCCUUCACCACGCAGGUCGACUACAACCCCAAAGAGAAAGUGCUCUACGCCUGGGACAACGGCCAUCAGAUGACCUACAGGCUCCACUUCGUGGUCUGAGUACCCGGCCGGGUCCGGGCACCCAGCAGCAGCCUGGCACCGGCACCCGAGCUGGGCCGGGGCCGCAGGAAGAGCCCUGCUCCCCCCGGGGCUCUCCCAGCCAGCAGCCACGGGCAGGGCCGGGCUGUCAGGGCCCUGUGGUGCGGGGAUCACCCCGGGGACACCCCCACGACGAGGUGGCUGCCGGGGCUGCGGGGCUGGGUGCCACCCCUGGCGGCUCGGCCGGCACUGUCUGCUGGAGGCCCCGGGGCUGCGGCAGGGCUCGGUGCAGCCCGGCACCUCUCCCACCCCGAGGCGCUGUGCGCGGCUUGGCCCCGUGCCCGCUGCAGUCGUUGGUGCCCUUAGCACCCCCAGGACCUUGUCCUGCAGGGUGGGUGCAGCUCGGGCGCUGCCUCGCCGGCAGGAACAGCCGCUGAUUGCUAUUUUAGAAGAUGCAAAUAAGAUGCCUAUGCUUUUGCAAUUCAUUAGCUCGUUAUUUAAACGCAUUCGUGGGAGGCGUGCGCUGGCACGGAGCAGCCUGUGUGCAGCGCUGGGGUGCGCCCUGCCUGCGCCCAGCACCGGGCAGGGAGGGGGUGCGCAGCCCUCCUGCACUCCCCCCACGGCAGGGUGAGGGCCCAGGAUUGCUUGGCUUGGUUUCUGUCAUUUUAGAAGUGAACAGUAUUAAAAAGUAACAUGUAAAACCAGA
This is a messenger RNA of Oxyura jamaicensis (ruddy duck), 3329 nucleotides long. It is a transcript of the gene OLFML2A, whose product is annotated as olfactomedin like 2A. Lineage: Eukaryota; Metazoa; Chordata; Aves; Anseriformes; Anatidae. The record is from RefSeq and is a predicted model, not a curated record. Bases 578 to 2644 code for a protein of 688 amino acids. Gene Ontology annotation, biological process: signal transduction. The transcript has 8 exons.